AUGUCGUCCGACGAGAUUGUCUGGCAGGUGAUCAACCAGCAAUUCUGCGCCUACAAGCUGAAAACCACCAAAAACCAAAACUUCUGCCGAAAUGAAUACAACGUGAGCGGUCUCUGCAACCGGCAGUCCUGCCCUCUGGCCAACUCCCGGUACGCGACGAUCCGGUCCGACCCGGAGACAGGCGCCAUGUACCUGUACAUGAAGACGGUGGAACGGGCGCACAUGCCGAGCAAAUGGUGGGAGCGGAUACGGUUGUCGUCGAACUACGCGAAGGCUUUGGAGCAGCUGGACGAGCGCCUGAUCUACUGGCCGAAGUUCCUGGUGCAUAAGUGCAAGCAGCGUCUGACGCGGCUGACGCAGGUGGCGAUCCGGAUGAAGAAGUUGGCGAAGGAGGACGAGAGACUUGGGGAGGCGGUUGUGGCGAAGUUGGCGCCGAAGAUUCGGCGGAGAGAGGAGGCUAGAGAACGGAAGGCGGAGAGUGCGGCGAAGAUUGAGAGGGCGAUUGAGCGCGAGCUGAUUGAGCGGUUGAGGAGUGGAGCGUAUGGUGAUCGGCCGUUGAAUGUUGAGGAGGGCAUUUGGAAGAAGGUGCUCCGUGGUUUGGAGAGGAGUGGAGAGGGUGAGCGCGAUGAGGAUCUGGAUGAUGGGGAGGAGAUUGAGGAAGAAGAGGAAGAUGAGGAGGGUGUUGGGCAGGUUGAGUAUGUCAGUGACAUUGAUGAGGACGACGAGGAUUUGGAGGAUAUUGAGGACUGGAUUGGUGGGGAGUCGGGAGACUCGAGUGAUGAUUAUGAUGAGAGUGAGGAGGAUGAGAACAGUGAGGAUGACAGCGAGGAGGACGACAGCCACCACAGCGAGGAGGAGUCGAAGAAGCCUAAACCUGGUUUCAAGCGGAAGCGUCCUGCUCCUCAGAUCAAGCCGAGGAAGAAGGGUCCCCGUGUUGAGAUCGAGUACGAGACCGAGGGUCCUGGCAAGGAGAGUGUUCUGGCUUGA
This is a messenger RNA of Aspergillus sclerotioniger CBS 115572, 987 nucleotides long. RefSeq names its product ribosome biosynthesis protein MAK16. The record is from RefSeq and is a predicted model, not a curated record. Gene Ontology annotation, biological process: maturation of LSU-rRNA; maturation of 5.8S rRNA. Bases 1 to 987 code for a protein of 328 amino acids. Lineage: Eukaryota; Fungi; Ascomycota; Eurotiomycetes; Eurotiales; Aspergillaceae. The transcript is spliced from 2 exons. Gene Ontology annotation, cellular component: nucleolus; preribosome, large subunit precursor.